CUCGGCGCAAUGGAGACGAUCCGCGGCGUUUGACGUGAGGGAGAACGUCGAAAUUAUCUCGAAAAUACUCCCCCGACACGGCAAUGGCGGACGAGGAGCUACCAGCAGGAUGGGAGAAACGUCUCAGCAGAUCGACCGGUCAACAUUAUUAUUUAAAUAUUUAUACUAAGGAGAGUCAAUGGGAUAGGCCAGAUAAACCUGCGGAUCCAUCUGGUAAUGGCAAAGCGGAUGGUCCGGAAGAAGUACAAUGUUCUCAUCUACUUGUGAAACAUUCAGGCUCUCGACGGCCUUCUUCCUGGCGAGAAGAAAAUAUUACUAGGUCAAAAGAAGAUGCUCUUGAACUUGUUAAAUCUUAUAGAGAACAAAUCGCGUCCGGUAAAGCGACGUUUGCCGAACUCGCUUCCAAGUACAGCGAUUGUAGUUCGGCGAAGCGCGGCGGUGACCUCGGGCCCUUUAGUCGGGGCGCGAUGCAAAAGCCUUUCGAGCAAGCGGCGUUCACGCUGAAGGUAGGCGAGCUGUCUUCGCCUGUGCACACAGAUAGCGGAAUUCACAUCAUCCAGCGGACUGCAUAAGCCAGCAGAGCUCAAAAUAAAUUGCCGAAAACUUGUGAGAAAUUUCUCUCUCUCUUAUCUUUCUCUCUAUCUCUUUGUCUUUUAAUCUUAACAAUUAUAAAUUCAUACCAAUAGGUGUUCUCCCAACAUCAUGUGUUGAUUGUUGUGGUAUAUUUUAUUUAAAUUAGAUUUUGAACUUGACAUUUCAAAAUGAAGCAUUUUUUUAGGCUCGACUUUUUAAACUAGAUUUAAAUGUAAAAUUAUUCUUAUAUUUUUCUCUUCUUUUGUUGAUAAUUUUCUGCUUUGCAAUAGGAUAAUAGUAAAUUAACGGUGUAAUCAAAGAAACUUUGAGGCAUCAUUAAUAUUUUAAGUGUGAGAGUACAUACAUCACAAUCAUUGAUAUAGGAGCUGGGAUAUUAACAUUGACAACUAUUAACAUUAGGGGAAAUAUAAUAUUUGAAUAUGCUCUUUGGAGAAAUCCACUUAUCAUUAUCUUACCUCAGGAUGUAGGGAUUGUUUAAUGUUAAAUGUAUCUUCCAGCUUGAUGAAAGUUAAAACUUGGACUGCGCAAUUAAUUAUUGCCUAAUAACUUUGUAUGAUUAUUAUUGGUAUAACAAUGGAAAUUACAUGAAAUAUUAAAAAGUGUUAUGGCAGAUUACUUUUAGCAACAAAGCUAUUGUAUUGUAAUAUUGAUUAUAUAUUAUUGAUUGGCCAAUUCUUAAUCAUAUUUAUAGUGAAAUUUCACUUUUUUAUUGUAUCUUAUUUAUUUGCAAUUUAAACGUAUACUAAUGACAAUUGAGUCAAUUAUAAUUAAGUUUAACUAUAAAAUUACAUUGCAUUCAUUGAGAGAAAGCAAAUUUUAUCAAUCAAACAUUAAUAGUAAAUCUUAUCUUUGUGUAAAUUUUUAAAUACAUUGACAGUAUCCAAAAUGUACUCAUAGUAUCCUAAAUAUUUUAAUAAAAUGUUUCUCAUGUUUCAAUUUUAAAAUAAAAUAAAUAUGCUUUUUUUAUUUUUUUAUUAAUCUUCUAUUCCUAUGUAAUAUUUGACGCAUUUGCAGUAUGAUACGUACUUCAACAUUUCAAUAAGCAUUUCUAUUGCCCCAUGCUAUAACAGAAUCAUAAAUCUUGAUGUAUUUUCGAUAUUAAUACAGUAACACAUAAUGUUGGGAAAAGAAAUCACGGAAAAAAUAUGUAUAAAUCUCUAUUUCCGAAAAAUACCAUUUCCAAUUCGAAGAUGACACAAUAUAGACAAGUAAUAUAGGAUAAAAAAUCUAUUUCUUUCAAUAAAUCAACAAAUUGUGUGGAUAGAAAGUAAAUUAAAAAGAAAAUAUAUUGAGGUGUUCUGUACACAUAUUUCGAUGUCCUGAAAGAUAGAAAUUUUUGGAGAUGGUUAAUUUUGGAAGUAAAUAUAUAUAUAUACAACUUUUUACAACGUUAUGUUAUGAAACAAGGUUUAUGAUAUAUAAGACAAGCACAACUGGGGCAAUUCCAGAGAAUCAUUUUUAGCUAUGUUACAUAAAAUAUAUAAAUUAAUGUAUUAUACGUGAAUUUACCAUACUUACCAUUAGGAUUCCAUACACAAGAUGAUUUAUGCUUAAAUAUACAUGUAGCAGAGGGAUAAUGUAUAUGUUUUAAGCUCUACAACAAAAUUUUAAAUGUAACUUUAAGAGAUUUGUUGGUAACUUUACACAUCAAUACGAUAGCUAGAUUCAUUUGAAUGAUCUGUUUUGUCUCUCUCUUUUAUUUUUCUUCUGAUUUAUAGUAAGAUUUUCGUGUAGAUAAAAUUGAAUAUUUCUAAGUACAUGUGGUACAUGGAAUAUUAAAAGAUCGAUAUAUAUUCAGUAUUUUAUAAAUUACUCGAACGUGACAAAACAUCAUUCUUUUGAAAUUAGUUAGCGAAAAUUUAAAGUUGGUCUGAUUCCUUGAGUGUUAAUGCAGAAUAUCAUAGAAGUAUACAAAAUGCGAAAAGAUUAAAAAGACUUGUAAAACCAUACGCAAUAUUAUCAUACAAACGUGCGCAGCUACUUUAAUGACUCACGACUAGUUAUCUUCGGUCAAAUCGUUUACUUGUAGGAAAUAAAUGUUACCGUUGAUGUUAAUUAAACUAUCAUUUAAUCAAAGCACAUAUGAUGUUGAAGGAAUUUAACAGUUUGUAAUCUUCGGAUAUAUGGAUAAUUACAUACAUUAAUUACUAUUAUUAAUCAUUAAUUACUAACUAAUUAUAUGAUUUUAUUGUAUGAAUUGUAAUUUAGGUGAUGAGAAAAAAGCAGUCUCUCCAAAAAUACUAUUUAAAGAUACGUCGUACAUUUCAUCGAUCACUAUGUAUUUGUCAGUUUGCUUCUAUCGAUGAGAACGAAAUACAUUAAAUAACAUUGCAAAAU
This is a messenger RNA of Formica exsecta, 2931 nucleotides long. Its product is annotated as putative peptidyl-prolyl cis-trans isomerase dodo. The transcript has 3 exons. Gene Ontology annotation, molecular function: peptidyl-prolyl cis-trans isomerase activity; protein binding. Lineage: Eukaryota; Metazoa; Arthropoda; Insecta; Hymenoptera; Formicidae. Bases 84 to 572 code for a protein of 162 amino acids. The record is from RefSeq and is a predicted model, not a curated record. Gene Ontology annotation, cellular component: nucleus; cytosol.